Molecule: messenger RNA, 1352 nt
Organism: Pseudocercospora fijiensis CIRAD86
Lineage: Eukaryota; Fungi; Ascomycota; Dothideomycetes; Mycosphaerellales; Mycosphaerellaceae
Exons: 2
Molecular function (GO): oxidoreductase activity; FMN binding
Source: RefSeq, a predicted model, not a curated record
UGAUGCGUUUCAUUCCUACAUCGCUGCUCUUCGGAGCGGCACACGCUGCACGCUCAUUUCUCGAUUUUCCUGACACCGGAGCUCGUGAGCAGUACGGCACGAUCGAGGUGGCGGGUACACUACCCAAUGUCAGCACAAUCGUUGGACUGCCAGACUUCCAAUAUGUGGCGGAAGGAUAUAUGAAUUUGACGGCCUACUCAUACUAUCGGAAUGGCGCAGCGGGCGAGUGGUCAUAUCGAAACAACCUCGAGGCGUUCCAGCGGAUAAGUUUACGGCCGAGAGUGAUGGUGCAGGUGGACAACAUCGAAGACAGCCUUCCGACCACCAUCCUGGGACACAACUUCUCCGCGCCAUUCUUCAUCUCACCGUGCGCACGAGCGUGCUAUGCGAACGACAUCGCCGAGCUUGGUCUUACACGUGGCGCCGGCGCCGGCAACAUCCUUUACAUCGCUUCCGACUACAGUUGCGCAACCAAGCAGGAGAUCAAAGAUGCGCGGAAGGAAGGCCAAAUCGUCUUCCAGCAGCUCUACAUCACCCCACAAAACGACACCAGAACACUCGAGCAGAUUCGAGAGGUCGAAGAGCUAGGGUUUGAGGCUAUCGUGCUCACUGUCGAUUCAGCCGCAGACGGAAACAGACAUCGAGCCGCGCGCUUCGGCGUUGGCAGCGCGGACUCGGAUUACACAAGCAUCACCUGGGAAAAAUACAACUGGAUGCGCAACCAGACCAAACUUCCCAUCGUGCCCAAAGGCAUUCAGACUGUCGAAGAUGCCAUCAUCGCAGCGGAGCAGGGCGUGCCAGCUCUCUUCCUCUCCAAUCACGGUGGUCGGCAGAUCGAUGGCGCUCCAUCCCCCCUGGAGGUGGCGCUAGAGAUCCACGAACAAGCUCCAUGGGUGUUCGACGAGAUUGAGGUGUGGGCUGAUGGAGGUGUGAGAUAUGGUGCGGAUGUUGUCAAGCUCCUGGCGCUGGGCGUCAAGGCUGUCGGCAUUGGACGGCCUUUCAUGUUCUCCAACAUUUACGGCGAGGCUGGUGUCGAGCGCGCAAUCCAGAUUAUGAAGAGGGAAGUUGCGAUUGAUGCUGCCAAUGCUGGUAUUGGAGAUCUCAAGAAUGUCAGUGCUCGCUCGAUUGCCCCGUCUGCGAAGCAGCUGCCUUGGGCACUGGGUUCUUGAGGAGGGAUGAUUCGAGAAGACUUUUGUUUUUGUAAAUACUUGAUUUUGGCUUCUCCUCGCCACCUUUUGUGAUACCGCUUGAAACAUGCCCAUGGCCGGCUGAAAGGCGCUCGGCCUGAUUGCGCAUGUUGCUACGGAAUCCGAAGCCCAUCGUACUGCCGUGCUCUCGGUAAUUGUCUUUCC